Molecule: messenger RNA, 9853 nt
Organism: Entelurus aequoreus (snake pipefish)
Lineage: Eukaryota; Metazoa; Chordata; Actinopteri; Syngnathiformes; Syngnathidae
Gene: plekhg5b
Product: pleckstrin homology domain containing, family G (with RhoGef domain) member 5b
Exons: 21
Coding region: 733-4011 (1092 amino acids)
Biological process (GO): endothelial cell migration; Rho protein signal transduction
Cellular component (GO): plasma membrane; axon; endocytic vesicle
Molecular function (GO): guanyl-nucleotide exchange factor activity
Source: RefSeq, a predicted model, not a curated record
AAUCACUCCGUGUCAGCAGGUGGCGCUAACACCUAAAAGUAGCCCACAAUAGGUGGAAGAAAAAUAAAAGUGACGACACAUACGGCACCACACUUUUGGACCAAUCACGUGUGGGUUUUUUUUGGGUAGCAGAAACAAAGACAAAGGAGGGGGAAAAACGGCUCUUUUAACUUCAAAGAAGGUUCAAAGAGCCGGUUUUGAAAAAGCGGAUCGUUCGCGAACGGCCCGCCAUCAGUGCAGCCUCGCAGGGAAUGAAUGGAAGCAGCUUGCUCGUUCGGAGGGAACAUUUCAUAAAAAGCAGCACUUUUUAUUUAAUAUCUAUUUAAAAAGCAGCACUUUUCUUUAAUAUAUAUUUAAAAAGCAGCACUUUUGUUUAAAAUAUAUAUUUUAUCUCAGGCUGCUGACGGAUUUGACCAAACAAAACAGCACUCGGGUCGUUAUUUCGGAUUUUCCUUAAACGCAUCAUCAAAGGGGUUUAAAAAAAAAGUUGGACUUUUUGUGGAGUUUUGCUUCAAAAAGUGAGACUUGUGAUUUUUUUUUUUUUUUUUUUGGGACAAUGGAGGACGUCCGCGGACAGGACUAAGGACUGCUAAGCGAAUUAGCAAUUAGCGUCGGAGCGGACUGGCACGCUAACCUGCGGGAGAGAGAGAGAGGGGGGGGGGGGGAUUUACCGGCUUCUAGCUGCGGUCUUCUCACCGUCCCCGGCCGGAGGAAGAAGCGCCGCAUGCCUCCAUGGUGCCCAACAAGUGGACCAAGAACUCCGCGCUUCACAAGUCGCCGCCUCGGAGCUGGCUGGGACUCAAGCUGCGAAUCCAUGACAAGCCUGUCCAGGAGGAAGACUGGGUGGUGUGCCAGCAUCCGGAGUGUCCCGACCACCGCAGGGCCUCAAAGGUGUGCCACCACCCCGACUGCCAAGGCCUGAAUACCAAGAGCCCCCUCCACUUGUGUGAGUCAUGUGACUCCCGCUGCCAUUCGGACAACAAGAUGCACUUUGACCGCCAUCCCCGAUUUGACCUUCAACCUCAAGCCUCCAUCCUGGCUCGGAACGUGUCCACGCGGUCCUGCCCCCCACGCACCAGCCCCCACUCCGACCUUGAGGAGGAGGACGAGGGGAGCAGCGAGCGCAGGCGGAAGAAAGCCGGCGGGAUGAAGUUGGUGAAGAAGAAGGCACGGAGGCGACACACCGACGACCCCAGCAAGGAGUGCUUCAGCCUCAAGUUUGACCUCAACGUAGACAUCAACACAGAAAUAGUCCCCGCUAUGAAAAAGAAAACACUGCGAGAGGUUCUGGCUCCAGUGUUUGAGAGGAACGGCAUCGAGCUGUCCCAGGUGGACCUGUUCCUGGAUCAGUCCAACACGCCUCUGUCCCUCAACUUUGAGGCCUACAGAUUUGGCGGACACUACCUCAAAGUCAAAGCGCGGCCUGGUGACGAGUUGAAGGUGGAGCAGAGCGUCAAGGACUUGAGGUCUCUCAGCCUUCCCAACAUGAAGCCCUCAGCCACUCCCAGUCCUUACAUCGUCACGCCGGCCGCCGAGAGGGCGGAGCACGGAUCUCUGGGACGCCGCGAGGGCUUGGACCUGCUGGGUCAGAGCCGGCGCAGGAAGAACAUGACCGAGUUUUUGGGGGAGUCCAACAUUCCCAGCCCGGAGGCCCUGGGCCAGAUGAGCAGCUCCCUGCCCGGCGCCGGUCCUGACAGCUGGAAGAACCGAGCCGCCAGCCGCUUCAGUGGCUUCUUCAGCUCCAACGGCAAGGAAGUCGAUCGCCUGGAGCAGCUGCAGAGCAAGCUGCACUCCUACACGCUGUCGGAGCUGCCGAAGGUGCCGAGGCAGCUCUCCUUCCACCAGGACUCCUGGGAGGAGGAGGAGGACGAGCAGGAGCCAGACCUGGUCCUGGAGGACAGCUGGCAGAUGUUGCUGGACAACGCCGAGACGCUGACAAGGAGACAGUUCCACCAGCAGGAGGCGAUAUGGGAGCUGCUGCAGACGGAGGCCACGUACAUUAAGAAACUCCGGGUCAUCACUGAUCUGUUCCUGUGCGGCCUGCUCAACCUGCAGGAGAGCGGCUUCUUCAGCGAGGUGGAGCCCCCGCGCCUCUUCAGCAACAUCCAGGAGAUAGUCCGUCUGCACAUCGCCCUGUGGAACCAGGUCAUGCGCCCCCUGCUGGACAAGGCCAGGCAGGCCCGCGCCCUGCUUGACCCCACAGACCUCCAGCAGGGCUUUCGGACGUUCGCCGCCAGGUUCAAGCCCUACAUCCGCUACUGCAUGGAGGAGGAGAGCUGCAUGGAGAACAUGCGAGCGCUGCUCAGGGACAACGAGCUCUUCAGGACCUACGUGACGUGGGGAGAGACCCACAAGCAGUGCAACCGUCUGAAGCUGGCGGACAUGCUGGCCAAACCUCACCAGCGUCUCACCAAAUAUCCUCUGCUGCUGCAGAGAGUGCUCAAGAAGACGGACGACCCGGCAGCCCGCGAUGUCGUCAGUGGCAUGGUGUCCACGGUGGAGAGCUUCAUCGACAGCAUCAACUCGCACAUGCGCCAGCGUCAGGAGCAGCAGAAGCUGGCCACCAUUUGCGCCCGCAUCGACUCGUACGAGGCAGUAGAGGGCAGCAGUGAGGAGGUGGAGAAGAUCCUCAAGGAGUACAGCCGCUUUGACCUGAUGACGCCCAUGAGAGGAACGUCGGCGGAGGAGACUCGCCAGCUGCACCUGGAGGGCGCUCUGAGGAUGAAGGAGGGCAAGGACAGCCGGAUGGACGUCCACUGCUUCCUCUUCACCGACCUGCUGCUCGUCACCAAGCCCGUCAAGAGGCUGGAGAAGGUCAAGAUCGUCCGCCAGCCUCUCCUCAUCCAGAACGUGGUCUGCAAGGAGCUGAAAGACGCCGGUUCUUUCAUCAUCGUCUACCUCAACGAGUUCAGGAGCGUGGUGGCCGCCUACACUUUCCAAGCCAACAGCGCCCCCCAGGGGAGGAGCUGGAUGGAGGCCAUCUGCAGCGUGCAGAAUCAACUCCAGAGGCUGCGGACCGAGGAGGCCAUCAGACAGCAGACUUUAAUCCAGACCAGGAGGCAGGAGGAGGAAGACGAGGAGGAGGAGGAGGAGGAGGAAGAUGAGAGCAGCAACAACUCCAAUGCAAGUUCUCCAAGUCUGAGACACAAAGAGCAGCACGGCCUGAGUCAGUCGGAUGGCUCCACGGAGACGUUGUCCAUGAUGGACGUGGACGCUCUGGCCGAGUCAAAAGGGUCUCCCGCCGCCAGCGAGGAACACGCCGACGUCUCGGCCCUGCCAGAGAUGUCGGAUGCGCCGCGGUCCUCAGGUGUCCACAGGACGUCCUCCGGCGUGUACUGUGACCAGGAGGCGGAGCCUGACAGCGAGGAGUUGGACCCUCAGUGUCGCUCUCUGUCCAUGGACAGUGCCUACGGUACUUUGUCCCCCGAGUCUCUCCUCAGAGAACUGCAGCCUCAGCAGAGCGAAGGCGAAGGGACAGACGAGGACGAGGAGGAGGACGCCGCCUCGUUAGGCUCUCAGCUGUCCGUGGUCCAGUCGUGCAAACCUCGCCGGCGGCCUCACGUGACGUCCAGACUCCACCGCCCCCAGAAGUCGUCCACGCUGACUUUGUCUCGCUCCGAGGACAACCUCCUGCAGCGCCUCCGCGUCAAAGCGCCCGCCCCCGCCGCCAGCGACCACGCCCGCCGCCAGGACACGGACACGCCCUCGUUGGCGCACAGCAAGAGCCUGUCGGCGCUCGGAAGCAAAGGCGCCGACUUCUUCCCCGCCGCCUUCCGCGGUAACGAGAAGGUAGCUGCUGUCGACGCCAGCAGCGGCUCAGACGGGGAUGUGGCUCCAUCUGGUGGCAGCCGGGGGAAGUGCGAGGCGGCCACCGGCGGAGAUUUAAGCGACGCGUCGCCCGUAGCGAGGAAAUCUCCAGCCCUGCCGCACAAGAAGCUGACGCUGGCACAGCUCUAUCGAAUACGCACCACCAUGGUCCUCAACUCCACUCUCACCGCCUCGGAGGUGUAACCAUGGCAACCAACACCAGACCACUUCAUUCCGUCUCUUUUUUUGGAGACGCCCGCCGCCCUUCAGGAAACCACGUGCACGGGCGAUGGCGAGCGUGCACGUGGCCCACGGCGGCCCCGGAGAGACUCACUGCUUGCACUUUUUGCCCACGACGUAGCACCACCAGGGGGCGCCGCCAUUCCUGACUGACAGAGGGGCGGAGCUUCCUUUUUUUCCCCCUUUGGGUCGGAGGCGUGGCUUCAGGACUUUGGACUAGCCUGGACAAGUUGAAAGAAGAUUGCACAUUUUGUUUUGAAACCAGUCCCUAACGAGAGUCACAUGACCCCCCCAGCCAAAGACCAAUCAUCCUCCUUAUUGGUCCUUUUGUUUGAUUUGAAGGUGGGCGUGGCCAGUGAGAGUGGGCGGGGUCAUACACAACCAGCGACUUUAAAAAUGCUUCUCUUUAGCUUUCGUAGCACGAACGGGUUACGUAACGAAUCUACCAUGACAACUCCCAACCAAACACUUUCACCAAAUCACCUUUGUUUGUUUACGUCCUUUUCUACCUAUGAUAUUUAUUUGCUACAAAGAAGUAGAAGAGCUGCACUGAAGUCAAAAGACGGAAGAAAGCCAGAAUUCUUCCAGAAUGUUCUCAAAUUUUGCGAGAAAAUAGUGAGGUACAAAUUCUUAAUAUGACAUAAUUUUCGCAAUAUUACGACUUUAUUCUCGCAAUAUUACAACAUCAUUAUUGUAACAUUACGACUUUAUUUUCGCAGUAUUACCAGAAUUCUUCCAGAAUAUUUUCAAAUUUUGUGAGAAAAUAUUUAGGUACAAAUUUGUAAUAUGACAUAAUUUUCGCAAUAUUACGACUUUAUUCUCGCAAUAUUACAACAUCAUUAUUGUAACAUUACGACUUUAUUUUCGCAGUAUUACCAGAAUUCUUCCAGAAUAUUCUCAAAUUUUGCGAGAAAAUAGUGAGGUACAAAUUUGUAAUAUGACAUAAUUUUCGCAAUAUUACGACUUUAUUCUCGCAAUAUUACAACAUCAUUAUUGUAACAUUACGACUUUAUUUUCGCAGUAUUACCAGAAUUCUUCCAGAAUAUUUUCAAAUUUUGUGAGAAAAUAUUUAGGUACAAAUUUGUAAUAUGACAUAAUUUUCGCAAUAUUACGACUUUAUUCUCGCAGUAUUACAGCAUCAUUAUUGUAACAUUACGACUUUAUUUUCGCAGUAUUACCAGAAUUCUUCCAGAAUAUUCUCAAAUUUUGCGAGAAAAUAGUGAGGUACAAAUUUGUAAUAUGACAUAAUUUUCGCAAUAUUACGACUUUAUUCUCGCAGUAUUACAACAUCAUUAUUGUAACAUUACGACUUUAUUUUCGCAGUAUUACCAGAAUUCUUCCAGAAUAUUCUCAAAUUUUGCGAGAAAAUAGUGAGGUACAAAUUUGUAAUAUGACAAAAAACAAACAUCAAAAGAUUGUAAAAUUGAAAGAAAACAGUUAUAGUUUGGUGAAGAAAGAAGUAAAUAUUACGAAAAAAGUCAUAAUUUUAUGGAAGAUAAAGCCGUCAUUUUUGUGAUUACCUAUCCGAAUUUUCCAUCUUAUCUAUGUCGGAACUUUUGAAUCGUCACAAGUCAAAUUUAAACCAAAAAUUACCAGAUUAUUUUUGUCGUAACGUUAUGACUUUAUACUUCCAAUAUUACAACUAUCGUCAUAACAUUACGACUUUAUUAUCGUAACGUUACGACUUUUUUUUCGUAACAUUACAACUUAAUUCUCGCAAUAUUACAACUUUGACUAUCGUCAUGACAUUACGACUUUAUUAUCGUAACGUUCCGACUUUUUUUCCGUAACAUUACAACUUACUUCUCGCAAUAUUACAACUUUAAUUUCGCAAUAUCACAACUAUACUGUUGACACAUUACGAUUAAAUAGUCGUAACAUUACGACUUUAUUCCCACCAUGUUACAAUUUUAUUGUCGUCAUAUUACGAUUAAAUUGUAACAUUGCGACUUUAUCCUCGCAAUAUUCCUUCUUUUUGCAAUUUUACGACUUUCUCGUUGUCACAAUAUGAUUAAAUCAUUAUAAGAUUGUGACUUUAUCCUCAAAAUAUUCCUACUUCUCGCAAUAUUACGACUGUAUUCUCGCAAUAUUACAACAUCAUUAUUGUAACAUUACGACUUUAUCCUCGCAAUAUUAUCACUUUAUUCUCACAAUAUUACAACAGCAUUAUUGUAACAUUACGACUUUAUUUUCGCAAUAUUACCAGAAUUCUUCCAGAAUAUUCUAAAAUUUCGUGAGAAAAUAGUGAGCUACAAGUUUGUAAUACGACAAAAAAACAAACAUCAAAGGUUGUAAAAUUAAGAGAAAACAGUUAUAGUUUGGUGAAGAAAGAAGUAAAUAUUACGAAAAAAGUUAUAAUUUUAUGGAAAAUAAAGCCGUCCUUUUUGUGAUUACCAAUCCGAAUACGACUUUAUUCUCGCAAUGUUACAACAUUGCUGUAAAUUUACGGCUUUAUCCUCGCAAUAUUACGACUUUAUCCUCGCAAUAUUACGACUUUAUUGUCGCAAUAUUGCAACAUCAUUAUUGUAACAUUACGACUUUAUUCUCGCGAUAUUGCAACAUCCUUAUUGUAACAUUACGACUUAAUUUUCGCAAUAUUACGACAUUAUUCUCGCAAUAUUACAACGUCAUUAUUGUAACAUUACGACUUUAUUUUCGCAAUAUUACCAGAAUUCUUCCAGAAUAUUCUCAAAUAUUGUGAGAAAAUAGUGAGCUACAAGUUUGUAAUAUGACAAAAUACAAGCAUCAAAGAUUGUAAAAUUGAAAGAAAACAGUUAUAGUUUGGUGAAGAAAGAAGUAAAUAUUACGGGAAAAAAGUCAUAAUUUAAUGGAAAAUAAAGCCGGCAUUUUAGUGAUUACCAAUCCGAAUAUUACAUCUUAUCUAUGUCGGAACUUUUGAACCGUCACAAGUCAAGUUUAAACCCAAAAGUACCAGAUUAUUUUUGUCGUAACGUUAUGACUUUAUACUUCCGAUAUUACGACUAUUUUUUCGUAACAUUACAACUUAAUUAUCGCAAUAUCACAACUUUGUUGUUGACACAUUACGAUUAAAUCGUUGUAACAUUACGACUUAAUUCCCACAAUAUUACAAUUUUAUUGUUGUCAUACUACGAUUAAAAUUGUAACAUUGCGACUUUAUCCUCGCGAUAUUCCUUUUUGCAAUUUUACGACUUUCUCGUUGUCACAAUAUGAUUAAAUCAUUAUAAGAUUGUGACUUUGUCCUCAAAAUAUUCCUACUUCUUGCCAUAUUACGACUUUAUCCUCGCAAUAUUAUCACUUUAUUCUCACAAUAUUACAACAUCAUUAUUGUAACAUUACGACUUUAUUUUCGCAAUAUUACGACUUUAUUCUUGCAAUAUUACCAUUUUCUUCUCACAAUAUUUCCACUUCAUUGUUGUAACAUUUCGACUUUAUUCCCACAAUAUUAUGACUUUAUUGUCUUCAUAUUACGAUUCAAUUGUAGCAUUGCAACUUUAUCAUUGCAAUAUUCCUACUUUAUCGUCACAUUACGAUUAAAUCAUUAUAAGAUUGUGGCUUUUUCCUCGCAAUAUUCCUACUUCUCGCAAUAUCACAACAUCAUUAUUGUAACAUUACGACUAUUUUCACAAUAUUACGACUUUUUUCUCGCAAUAUCACAUCAUUAUUGUAACAUUACGACUAUUUUUGCAAUAUUACGACUUUAUUCUCGCAAUGUUACAACAUCAUUAUUGUAACAUUAGGACUAUUUUCGCAAUAUUACAACUUUAUUCUCGCAGUAUUACAACAUUGUUGUAACAUUACGACUUUAUCCUCGCAAUAUUACGACUUUAUUUUCGCAAUAUCACAACAUCAUUAUUGUAACAUUACGACUAUUUUUGCAAUAUUACGACUUUAUUCUCGCAAUAUUACAACAUCAUUAUUGUAACAUUCCGACUAUUUUCGCAAUAUUACGACUUUAUUCUCGCAGUAUUACAACAUUGUUGUAACAUUACGACCUUAUCCUCGCAAUAUUACGACUUUAUUCUCGCAAUAUCACAACAUCAUUAUUGUAACAUUACGACUUUAUUUUCGCAAUAUUACGACGUUAUUCUCGCAAUAUUACAACAUCAUUAUUGUAACAUCACAACUUUAUUUUCGCAAUAUUACCACUUUAUUGUUGUAACAUUUCGACUUUAUUCCCACAAUAUUACGACUUUAUUGUCGUCAUAUUACGAUUAAAUUGUAACAUUGCGACUUUUUCAUUGCAAUAUUCCUACUUUUAGCAAAUUUUACCACUUUAUCCUUGUCCCAUUACGAUUAAAUCAUUUGUAAGAUUGUGACUUUAUCCUCGCAAUAUGCCUACUUCUCGCAAUAUUACAACAUCAUUAUUGUAGCAUUACGACUUUAUUUUCGCAAUAUUACGACGUUAUUCUCGCAAUAUUACAACAUCAUUAUUGUAACAUUACGACUUUAUUUUUGCAAUAUUAUGACUUUAUUCUCGCAAUAUUACCACUUUGUUCUCUUUAUUGUCGUCAUAUUACGAUGAAAUUGUAACAUUGCGACUUUAUCAUUGCAAUUUUCCUACUUUUUGCAAUUUUUACGACUUUAUCCUUGUCACAUUACGAUUAAAUCAUUUGUAAGAUUGUGACUUUAUCCUCGCAAUAUGCCUACUCGCAAUAUUACAACAUCAUUGUAGCAUUACGACUUUAUUUUCGCAAUAUUACGACGUUAUUCUCGCAAUAUUACAACAUCAUUAUUGUAACAUUACGACUUUAUUUUCGCAAUAUUAUGACUUUAUUCCCGCAAUAUUACCACUUUCUUCUCUUUAUUGUCGUCAUAUUACGAUGAAAUUGUAACAUUGCGACUUUAUCAUUGCAAUAUUCCUACUUUUUGCAAUUUUUACGACUUUAUCCUUGUCACAUUACGAUUAAAUCAUUUGUAAGAUUGUGACUUUAUCCUCGCAAUAUGCCUACUUCUCGCAAUAUUACAACAUCAUUAUUGUAGCAUUACGACUUUAUUUUCGCAAUAUUACGACGUUAUUCUCGCAAUAUUACAACAUCAUUAUUGUAACAGUACGACUUUAUUUUCGCAAUAUUAUGACUUUAUUCUCGCAAUAUUACCACUUUCUUCUCUUUAUUGUCGUCAUAUUACGAUGAAAUUGUAACAUUGCGACUUUAUCAUUGCAAUAUUCCUACUUUUUGCAAUUUUACGACUUUAUCCUUGUAACAUUACGAUUAAAUCAUUGUAAGAUUGUGACUUUAUCCUCGCAAUAUUCGUACUUCUCGCAACAUCACAACAUCAUUAUUGUAACAUUACGGCGUUAUUUUCGCAAUAUUACGACUUUACUCUCGCAAUAUUACCACUUUAUUCUCGCAAUAUUACCACUUUAUCGUUGUAACAGGACGACUUUACUCUCGCAAUAUUACGACUGUAAUUUUGUGUGUAACAUUGCAACUUUAUUUUCCGAUUGAUUCCGAUUUUUUUUUUCUUACGACUUUAUUGUUAAAACCUUCCAACUAAACACUAAAAUAUUACGACUUUAUUCUGGCAAUGUUAGGACUUUUUCUUGCAUUUUUUCUGGUAACUGAAUAAUUUUGUACUUCUUUCCAUUCUUCUACUUCUUUGUUGUGUUGCCUGCUAUGUUUGUGUGUAAAUAUUAUUAAGAUAUUGUCUUCUUCCGACAUUUGUACAUUUUGUCCUUCUUGUUGUUGACGUAAUCUUUUUUUCCCGCCAGCUUCCAUCGCGCUGCCAACCAAAACAAUGUUGUUGUUUUUUUCCUGCCGGGAAUCACUUGAAAAGAAAGAAAAAAAUGUGUCUUUCAAAAUAAAAGAACCAAAACCCUGUAAAA